AGCAACAAGAAUCUUGAGUUAUAGCUGUUUUUUUUUCAGUAUAAUAAAAAUGGGUGUCAGUAAAGUGGGCCAAAAAUUAAUCAAUACAAUAAGAAAAACAUUUUGGUGACAUUGGAACUCACCGAUUUUUUUAUUACGAAUUUUAGUGAAAUUUCAGAGAUAUAAUACUUAAAACAUGCAGGUGGUUUGAGAGUGCAUUUUUCAUCGUUAAUAGUAAACAUCACCUGGCGAUAUUACUAAUGCGAUAAUGGAUUGCACGACUUAAAUAUCGCAUGUCAUAGCAGGUACAUGCAGUUGUCGCAGAAAUGUACGCCGUACACUUGAUUUAUGUGUCGAUCUUCCUCCUAAUUGAGGUAGUAGCCAGCGAACGCUUAAAUGAAACAGUCUUUCGCCGACAUGUUGGAAAGUACUUGGAAAAUCAUAUUUUCCGCACUGAAAAAGCGGAGAGUGAAUUCGAGUGCGUUCUUCAUUGUUUCAAGGAAACGGGAUGCGCGUCAGUAAACUAUAAAACCUCCGGAAUUGAUAAAGGACUUUGUGAACUAAACAACAUGACGAUGAACGAUUCACUGGAUGAGGCAGUCUAUAAUCUUGAGUAUACUCAUUUAGAAAUCUUUUGGGCCGCGCCUGCGCCAGUAUUUUCAUCAGCGACAAAAUAUUUUCCAUCUUGCAAGGUCUUGCACCUGCAUAGACCGUUAUUGCCGAAUGGUGUCUACAGUCUUCGCCUAAACAGUUCUACAGCACCAUACAAGGUUUAUUGUCACAUGACAGAUAUCCAAGGUUGUGGAGGUGGAGGUUGGACACUAGCCUUAAAAGUUGAUGGGAAAAAGUCGACGUUCUACUAUGAAUCAUCUCACUGGACGAACAAGGAAAGUUAUGCAGUUGAAGAUGGACUUGAAGGACUAACAGAGAAAGAAAGUAAACUGGCCUCUUAUUGGAACACUCCUUUUAAGAAAAUAUGUCUUGGUAUGACCGUUAAUGGUGACAGAAGAUGGAUGAUGUUGGAUUAUGAAGCCAGUUCGCUGCACAGUUUGAUCGCAGGCAACCAGUUCCAACGCACCUCCGCUGGAAAGAACGCCUGGAUGUCUAUGAUUGUUGGCUCACUUUUACAGGCAAAUUGCAACCGUGAGGGUUUUAUGAUACGUAAUGCUUUUCAUAUUUACUCAUUCGAUGCCCGUCUCGGAUUUUUGGCUAAUAACGAAGGCGAUUGUUUGAGCAGUGAUUCCUGGGUGGGUUUUGGUGCAAAGUACACGGGUUGUGAAACGGUAAACCUCGCCUGUGGUAACCGCGUUGUAUGCGGAUCAUCUCAACUAGUAAAUAUUCCAGCAUUUGGAUAUAUGUUGGUGCAGUAAUUGAAUCUCUUAUUUGAACAUCAACAGGAGUUUGGCAAUAAUACGUAUAACUUGAACAAGCUAUAGACUUGACAUUGCUCAGAUAUAGAUAUUGUGUAAUUGACAAUUGUAGUCUGUUUUAAGAAACAUCAUUUACAUUUGGUAGUGUACUUAAGGGGGGGGGGGGGUGGUUUAUUCAUAUAUCAAGUUCUGCCCGGCGGAUUUCCAGUACAGCCUAUUGCACAUAUAUCCUCGUUUUCUUAACGCAUCUAGUUUUGUGAGCAAAUUUAGAAAAUAUGGUUCCCACCUGCAGUAGUGUACCUUCGCAAAAGCGCAAUUUGUGUGAUUUUAUUACCACGCGUAUAGCUAUUAUUAUAAGAUACACUCGAACAUAAAAUCCAUCUCCUCGCAACUGCGGGUAAUAUAUAAAUAAAUAUAUAUAUGUAUAUAUUCAUUGAUAUGGAUUGUUCGCUUAAUUAUAUGUAAAUAGGAAUUUAG
Messenger RNA from Dendronephthya gigantea, 1826 nucleotides. RefSeq lists its product as uncharacterized. Lineage: Eukaryota; Metazoa; Cnidaria; Anthozoa; Malacalcyonacea; Nephtheidae. Bases 306 to 1349 code for a protein of 347 amino acids. Gene Ontology annotation, molecular function: oligosaccharide binding. The transcript has 5 exons. The record is from RefSeq and is a predicted model, not a curated record.